AUGUCGCCCGAUGACAUUGAGACUAAGACCUGCCACGACCAACAGUCGCAGAUGUCGCACGAAAUUCAAUACAUGUCGCCCGAUGACAUUGAAGCCAAAACCUGUCAUGAGCAACCUAUCACCUAUCAUAAAACGUGUCAUGAUCCACCCAUGAAUUUUCAUCAUCCCCCACCUCCUCCACCUAUCAUUGCCACUAGCGAUGUGAUUGCUAACCCUGGUCCUCUUGGUCUUUGUGGUCUCGCUUUGACGUGCUUUGUAUUAUCGCUCCACAAUGCUGGUGCUGGUGUUUCCUCCACAGGACCUAAUAAUGUUGUCACUGGCCUUGCACUAUUCUAUGGUGGAAUGAUUCAGGUUCUUUGUGGCAUGUGGGAGUUCAAGACUGGCAAUACUUUUGGUGCUACGGCAUUCGCUAGCUAUGGGGCCUAUUGGCUCUCUUAUUCUGUUAUUUCCAUGCCAUGGUCAGGCAUCCCUGGAGCCUAUUCAGCUGCCGAUCCUUCUCAAUUAGCAGGCUCUUUGACUAUUUACAUGAUUGCUUGGGCUAUCUUUUCUGGUUUCAUGUUGAUCGCUUCUCAUCGCUCAUCGAUCGGCAUGGUCUUAUUGUUCUUUUGCCUGUUCCUGUUGUAUGUCCUUACAGCCGCUGCCGAAUACAAUUCCAGUGUCAGCAUUCGCACGGCAUCUGGUUGCGUUGGUGUUGUCACCUCCUUUGUUGCAUGGUACAACGCCUUUUCAGGUUUAUUAACCAAGCAAUCCUCCUUCUUCCAACUCCCUAUUGGCAGUCUAUCUUAA
Molecule: messenger RNA, 786 nt
Organism: Lichtheimia ornata
Lineage: Eukaryota; Fungi; Mucoromycota; Mucoromycetes; Mucorales; Lichtheimiaceae
Exons: 2
Coding region: 1-786 (261 amino acids)
Cellular component (GO): plasma membrane
Molecular function (GO): acetate transmembrane transporter activity
Source: RefSeq, a predicted model, not a curated record